AUGAAAAUCAUUAUUCAAUAUCUUCAACAAACAAAUAAGCUCAUCACAUCACCACUUGUUGUUCAUAAUGAUCUUCCAACAAGUGAUUGGACAACACUUUUUCAACUUCUUGCCAAAGAUAAUUCAUAUCAAGGUAUGGCUAAUGGUCGUUCAUUUUAUCAACAAUGUCUUCCAUCAAACAGUCUUUCGAUUGGAUUUUCAUGUACGUCAGUUAAUUGGCUAUCAAAAGUGCCUUGUACCAUCGCCAAUCAUCGAUUUUAUAUAUAUGCCGAAGAGAAAGAACGUGAAGCAUUCAAACAUCAAUCAAAACUUGAUUUUGAUGCAUUUAUAGAGAAUCGUUCUCGAGAACUUGUACCUGGUGGCAUUCUUAUUCUUAAUAUUUCGAGUGCUGAUCAUGAAGGAAUACUAUCGGACUUAACAAUUCCUGUAUACUGCCGUUCAUUAUCUGAAUGUGUCGAUCAUGUAUGGUUGGAUCGAUGUUCAUUACAAUUGAUCAAAGCUGAAUUAGGUCCAGUGAAUUUGCCGUUUUUUGAACAGCUUCAAAAAGGACAAUUAACACUUGAUGAAUUUAUUAAAAUAAUGACCAAAACAAUACAAUGUGCUUUUGAAGGCUCGGUUAGACAAGCAUUGGAAAUGAAUGGACGUUCGAAGGAAGAAAUUGAUCAAUUAUUGAUGGAGUUUUGA
Messenger RNA from Rotaria sp. Silwood1, 684 nucleotides. NCBI's taxonomy places the organism in Eukaryota, Metazoa, Rotifera, Eurotatoria, Philodinida, Philodinidae. The record is from the annotation of a GenBank genome assembly.